AUGUCACGUGGUACGUGACGCAAAAUAUAAGAAGCCAAGAGUUGCAUCCCUCGAGGUUCUACCAUCCGGGUAUUUGACAAGGUUAGAGUCUCCUUGCUAGUAGAAGUGUUCGGAAUUAAGUGAAAAGAUGGAGAAACCAACAUUCUCUCAACGUAUGAAAUCUUUAGGUUUAUUUCUCUGGAAUGGGGAAACUAAGGAAUUUUUAGGCAGAGGAGGAAGAAGCUGGGGUGAGUAUAUUACGUAGGGUUUGAGGAUGAUAUAGUAAAAAAAUGCAAUUAUUAACAUUACAGUCAUGACUAUACUUUAACUAUUUAAAUUUGUGUAAAAUAGCGUAGCCUAGCAAUAAAAAUAUCACGUUCGGUAAAUUGUCGUUUUAGCGAAUUUAUUAACAUUGUUGAAAUCAUAAAAAAUUAUUUUAAAAUAGAGUAGAGUUGAACGCAGUACAUAGCAAACUUCAAAUAAGUAUCUAGCUUUAGAACUUUUUGAGCUAUAUCUAUGAAUUUUUUAAAGUCCUAGCUCCUGCCUUGGGUAUUUUUACUUUAACUUUGGAAUGCAUUUGCACCCCAAUUAUGGAUGUUAUGUCAAGUCCAAGGCGCCUGUAUUAUAAUUAUAGGGAAAGUGUUUUUUUUAAAAACUACUUACAGGAAAAUAGGAAUCAAAAGAUUAAAAUUUAAUGUUCCCCCCCCCCCCCUUUCCUGGCGUAAUUUCAGCUGGUAUAUUAAUUUUGUGGUGAACGCAGCAACUCGGGCAACUCAGACAAAGUGUUUUUUUUAAAAACUAAUUAAAGGAAAAUAGGAAUCAAAAAAUUAAAAUUUAAUUUUCCCCCCCCCCCCCCUUUCCUGGCGUAAUUUCAGCUGGUAUAUUAAUUUUGUGGUGAACGCAGCAACUCGGGCAACUCAGACUGUAUUGUAUCCAUUUAGACAACAAUCAUCCCUCAACUUACACACAUUUGCUAUAAAAUUUAGCCCCAUUUUAAAUAUAAACAGCCCAAUGAAAUAUUAAUUUACAACAUUCCAUCAGGGUUGUUAAUAAAUAAAAAAGAAACAUUAAUUUAGCUACUAACAAUAAAAGAAUUAACGAAAGUCACGGUGUGAAGCGUACAUUAUCCAAUAAGUAAGUCUUUCAAUUGAGUUACCUUAUGUAAGUAGACACACAAAAUUUAUUUGCAAUCACCACACUAAAUUUGAGCUUUGUUACCCGUAUCUUGAAAAUUAAUUUUAUUCCCUGGUUAAUAAUUGAAUUCGCUAAAAGGACAGUGAAUAUUUUUUAAAAUUUUACCAGGAGUAUUGAUAAAACGAUACUUAUGACCUAAUUUAUAGAAGUUUUUUUUAUAUGAUACUUAAAAAUUAUGUUAAUUUCAAUGUUAAAAAUGUGCUUCAUACUUGAUGUAUUAAUUAUAUAAUUAACAUCCAAUGAUUACUAAGCCUAACUGAACUACUGGUACUUGUACUGUUGAUAAUAACUAGACUUUCUAGAAUACUUGGAACUAAUGAAUAAGCUCACUCUUAAGUCUUUACUUAUACUACUUAUCAAUCACCAAAUUAUAGUGAUAGGCCUGCUUUACUUACAUUUUUUAUUGACGGGGAUUGAAAUGUCCAUUAUUUUUCUUGUCUUACCAACAUAACUCAAAAACUGCUAAUAAUUUAUUAAUAAACUAAUUAGCCUAUAAACUAAUAGUAAUAGAAUAUAGUAAAUAAUAUACUAAUCAAAAUGACAUAACAUAACAAAUUGGCCUAUAAAUAAGUAGGCAUUGUUAAGUUAGUAUUACAAUAUAGUACAUAUGGUACUGCAUUUGAGAAGUUUGGAUAGUCCAUAAAGUUUUCUUCAGGAAGGCCUAUUCAAAUCAUCAAAAGACUCUACUAGUCUUAAGUUGAAUUUAUUAUAUAUGUCUUGUUUUGUCUUUUUCAUCUCUGCAAGGCAGUGAAGCGGCCCUGGCUCUACUGCCGAGCUGCUUAAGCUAAACAUGAUUAAAAGACACAAAUUAUGUGUGAAUAUGAGUAAUGAAGCGUUAUUUUUUUACAAUUCUGAGUGUUUCAGUUGAAGAAAGUAAUAUCAAAAUAAAAUGUUCAGCAGACUUGUAUAGGUUCACCUCAGAGGCUUAGCGAAAGGGGGGGGGGCAUGUCCCCCGGGCGCCAGCUAGUUAGGGGCACCAAAUUGUGCUUUGAUUUUAUUUUAUUGGUGAAAAUAAUGGGUUUGAGAGUUUAAAAAAAAAGGGGGGGGGGGGGUUUGAAAUGAAUUUUGUUUCUGGUCGGGAAAUUUUUCCCAAAAUUGUGCUUUGAUUUUAUUUUAUUGGUGAAAAUAAUGGGUUUGAGAGUUUAAAAAAAAAGGGGGGGGGGGGCUUUGAAAUGAAUCUUGUCUCUGGUCGCGAAAUUUAUCCCAGGUUGCCACUCUCGCUAUGCCUCUGGUUCACCCCCUAUGAUGUAGGUAUGUUUUAUUUAUAUCUCAGCAGAAAAGAUAGUGUUUUAUUUCUCAUAAUCUUCAUAAAGCCUUGCCAUACUUUUUUGUGUCUUUUAAUAUAAGUUUUAUCUCAGUCCAACCCUUUCCAUUGGUUUCCUAUUUUUUUACUUCUUGUUUGUUGUAUCUAUGUCAUGUAAAGUAGGUAUGCUACCUUUAGCUGCACCAAAAAAGUAUACUUUGCAAUUAUUGAACAAAAGUUUUCAAGAUCAAAUUUCUAGUUCAUAUUUUUCUACAAAUUUAUCUUUUUUAAGAAUAUUCCAUAGAAUCCUUGUAUUGUUUUCUUAACAAAUUAGGAAUAUAUUUUUAAAAAGGAAUGUGUUCUGCCAAAAUAUAAAAGACCGUCAUUUAGUUUUUAAUAGAGUAUAAGCUUGCUGCUUUUCUACUGCCACUUGUUUAGAAUAGUAUGAAUCUUGUUUUCAGAACUAGUGACCAAUGGUGCUAAUGCGCACAAUAAAAAUAACACCGACAUUUAAAAACCAAAAUUGUAUGUCUGAAGAAAUGUAAUAUAAGUAUUGUGAUGUUCCCCAAGUCUAUGUGUACUUGAUGUAUAAUUGUGUAAGAGCUUUGUUUUGAAAUGUGAAAUCUUCUCAAAUUCAAGAUGUUAAAACCAUCUGGACUUAAUCAUAAAACAUGGCAAGCAUAAUCUCUAAUCUGAUUAGUGGAUUUUUGUCAUUUUAAUAACUUAAAUCAUUUUCAGGUUGUGGAAUUGUUUUGUGCAACCCUUGUAUACACAAAGCGAUAUAUCCAUAACAUAUGGUGUUUUACAUCCUGUACACUGUAUUUUUACUACCUGCAUAUCAUUUAAUGUUAGCACACAGGUUGUAUUUGUUCUGUUUUGGUUAAUUUUUUAUAACUCAUUUGCAAAUUCAAGUGGACAAAUGAUCCAUUAACUUAUGUGAGGAACUUAAAUUUGCAGAUGUGCAUGACACAAUUUUAUUUGAUAUAAGUGUAAGACUUGUUGUCCCCCACAUCUUAAAAUUCUUUUCUUAAGACUAAGCUAUUUGCUUUUGCUUCAAAUUUUCAUAAUAAAUUUGAUUUUCAGAUUUUUUUAUCAAACACUUCCACAAUUGCCUGGAACCAGAUGGUCACUUUUUUAAAGUUCUUUUAUACCUCAGUUGAAAACGCUUUCUCUUGUGAAGAAAUAAUAAAGUCUGUUGGUUUCCAAUCACCUGAAAAGGUUUAAAGUAGUUUCCGAAACUGAUUUUUGUUUUUCAUUUAAAGAAAAUCAGCUGGGAAGCUUAACUUCAUUUCUGCUGUUUCCGUUGCACUCCGGUAUUUCUUUUGUGAUUGCACAAUUUUUUGAGAGGUGAGUAACUUUUGUGAUGUUUUCUUUUCAUUUGUAAAUUCCCAUCACAUUUUUUUCAAUUUGAGAGUUUUUUAUCACCGAAUGUUUUUCCAUUUUUAUAUUCUAAUUAAUAAUGACUUACAUUUAAUUUUACACAAUUUUCUUAACGUUUUUACAGUUUCACAUUCUUAAUCUCUUAAUUGCCAUAUUAGUGGGUUUUUUUUAAUUUGCUUAGUGGGAAAGGCUUAUUUGUAAUUAAACAGUUAAAAUGGACUAGGCAUUUGUUUUGACACAUCAAAUUAUGCCUUUUAUACUAGAGAGGGGCUUAUCAGGUAAAAUUUCAAAUUUUUACCCAUUCCUCAGUCAUGGCUUGCAUUUGAGCAUCUUAUCUAGCUUUCCUGCUGACAUUUUAAUUUUCAAGUUUAAAUAAAUUUUUUAAAUCUAUUUAUUGCCAAAUGCUACUGGCUACCCCAUAUCCAGCCAUUUAAAAUUGUUGAUUCUGGUAAAGAUAAACAGGCUGUCAAUAUUUCAGAGUUAAAAAACUUGACACCCAUGGGUCACCCAUGUGAGUUUUUAAAAAGCCACCUUGCAGUGUCCCUGCUUGAUGGUAAUUAAGGGGUUAAUUAUAUGCAACUACGAUUUUUCUGCACUUAAUUUUUAAUGCAGCUGUUAUAAUUUUUGUCUUAACUGCUAACCAUUUCAUUUUUUAUUAAAAAAAAAAAAUAAUACACUAAAACUGCUUCGCUGUAAUAAAUUUGCCUCUACAUGGCUAACCAUGUCAUUCAUGUUUUUUAUAAUCUUCUUCACCAUAUAUUUUUAGAUUUGCACAUUUUAAAUACGCUUUAUGAUAUUACAUAUGCGCAUAGUUCAAAAUUAGAUUGAUCCAAUUUUAUCUAGGUUUUGGGAAUACUCUCUUUUCUAGAGUUGGGUGUUGAUAUAAUUUUUGAAAAUUUUAAAUAUUUUUUCUUUUUAGAAUUUAUGGGGAUUUAGUGUAGCAAUGCUUUUUUAAAUAUUAAACUUUAAUAAAUUUGUUUGUUCCUUUUGCAAUUUCCAGCUGAAAUUGGUCUAUUCUACUUGGUCUUUUAUGCCUGUCUCAGUGGAUUCUUCAUUGCAACAAUUGCUGUUUUCUAUGAGACAAUAGAUGCAGAUAACCCGAGGCUGCAAGGAGAAAGUAGCUUACUUAAAGGAAAUCCUGGUAAUUAGCACCUGUUAUAAUUUUCAAAGUAUUUUAAUUGUUGUACAUUUACUAAGGUACAAUACUGAAUUAUUUAUGUGCAUAUGUUGCACAAAUCAUGUUAGUCUUAUUAAAAUUCAAAUUCUUAUUUAUAUCAUCUUUAAUAUGAAAUGGAAGGGAGUUUUAAAAUUUUCAACUGAUAUUUUGAGAUAAUUUGAUAAUAUAUUCCAGGAAUGGGUUAUCAGCCAAUGCCUGACAUUGAUACUACUCUGAUAUAUGCAAGAACAUCAGAAGAGGAUACAAAGGCUUAUGUGAAAAGUAUCAACAAAGUGCUGGAUGGUAAUUGAGGCUUAUUUUUUCAUUGUUUUAUUUACUGUAGUACCAUAUCUAAGAUAUUAAUUCUAUUCUUGUUGUUUUGACAUAAAAUCUUAGCCCUGAAAGUGAAAUUAUUCUGUGCACAAGGACUUAACUGUUUUAUUUUACUUGAUGUUACAGCUUAUAAGAAUGAAAGCCUUAAUAGAGUUAACUGUAGCGACCUUACUCAACCAAGAACUGAUAGUGAUAAAGCUUGUAAUUUUGACUUCGCUAAUCUCACUCAAGAAUGUAAUGAGGAAAAUGGUUAUGGCUUUAAGCAUGGUCAACCUUGCAUUUUGCUUAAAUUAAACAAGGUAUGUAAUCUAACUAUUAUCAGCUAUGUCUUUGAUAUCUGCACUGGUAGAUCAAUUAGAGUUUUCCUUAGUGUAAAUUAGUAGUAAAACAUUGUUUUUUGUAAGAUUUUUACCCUGGAGGAGGAAUUAAUAGUAUUGAAAUAAACAAACUUUUUAUUGAUAAUUUUGAUUUUGGUGUGUAUUAUGAAAACAUUAAAGGGAAGGUAAAGUGGAGUACUUUUAGAUGUUUCAUUUUAGCCUAUUAAAUCAUUUAUUUCAUUUAGAUUUUUGGUUGGAUACCAUCUAUUUGGGAUGAAAAAGAUGUCUCUGAUGUACCGAAAGUUAUCAAAGAUGUGUAUUUAUCUGAUCGAAUUUGGGUGCAGUGUCAUGGAGAGGUAAGAAUUUAAUUCAUAUGCUUAAUAAAUACUUUUAUUUAAUUGUUCCCAAUAAGUCUGGUGCCUUAUAUAGAGACAUUACAUUUUAAUAAUAAAUAAUAAAAUGUAUUGAAAUUGUGUAAUUUAUUUUCAGAAUCCUGCUGAUGAGGAUAAUUUAGGAGACAAAGAUCAGAUAAAAUACUUUCCUCAACAAGGAUUUCCAUUGGGCUACUACCCAUUCAAGAAACAGUUGGAUUACCUACCCCCACUGAUUUUUGUUAAAUUCUCAAAUGUUACACAUUAUACUGGAAUCAUGGUUGAAUGCCAGGCUUUUGGCAAAAAUAUUGCACUUGACAGGUCAGAGAGACAAGGCAGUGUGCACUUUGAACUGUUGGUUGAGCCAUCCAACAAGUAGUGUUCAUAAAAAUAUUUUUCCCUAGUCUUUUCCAAUUUUGCAUUUUUCAUUGUUAUGGCAUUUGACCCUAAAAGAAUUGGUUUUAUUUUUUGGGGUACUGUACCAUUCAUUUUUUUAAAAAUGUGGGGGUAUACUCUCAACAACUUUAUCCCAGUUUCUAAUCAUCCUCAAAAUAUAAGAGUUUGUCGUGCUUUGCUAGUCUUAACAUAGUGAAUUUACUUUCUUCAACCAUCUGCAUCCUCGGAGGACCCCGUGUUAUUUUAUACUUUCUCCAUUGUUUCUUGUGGAAGUCAACUCAUAAUACUUUUUGGUUUCUGAAACUAUAAUACAAUGAUUCAAACCUUGUUUGCACAAAGUAUUUAAUUUUUAUUAUUUUCAUCAAGAAAUAAAAUCAAUAUAGUUGACAUAAAAAGUGUAAAUAAUUUACUUUUUGCAAAAGAACACAGUCUAGAUAUUUAUUAUCUUAAGCUGAUAUGAGAGACAUGAAAAAAAUCAGCUAUAACUAGUUUCUAUAGUUAUGACAGAAUUGCAAACCAAAAACUGUCAAAUGCAACAAUGCUUAAGAACUCUUAUUUAUAGUAACCUUGAUAUGUACCACUAAAGUACUGAAAACUAAUAGAAAAUGAAUCAAGAGACCAUAAAACUUCUGAUUCGUAUUUAUGAUAGUUUUAUUAGAGGCAGAUGUUGUUGGUCCUUCGCCUACAAAAAUGACCAUGGCUAUUUUAACGAUGAGUGCGCUGGUGUCCCACUUUCCAGAAUGUUGGACACUGUCUUAGUUUGAUUAGAGAUGAUAUCAAGGCAGUUUUUAUUGGCUUUAGCACCUCAUAAGAUGCAGUAACCACAGAUGACCGGGCUGUAAUGAGUUUGUGGGUGAAGGGUUGAAACUCUAAAAUGUCUUUGCUCACCCUAGUUCUGUUCAUGUUCACUUUCUGUUUUAGGAGCAUUGUUAAAACUCCACCAUUGCAGUAAUUUAUCUUAGAUAGCACUUCGGGAUCUGAUUUCUCUGCAUUUCUGUCAAUAGUGGUGUCACUUUAUCAUUGUACAGCUUAGAUUGAGUUGAAGUUAAAUUUUUUCAAGUUUGACCCUGUUUAUCGCCAUUGAAUGUAUGGAAGGAAGUGUUCUUUUUAACAAAUAUAUAUAUGGUGGACAAUAAACAUUUGUUGAUGAUAAAAUUUUGUAUUAGUUCCAAUUCAGUAAAAAAAACAAAAAAAAAAACCCUUAAUUAUCCCUGUCAUUAAUUUCACUGGCCGACAUUAUGUUCAUCCUUUCAAGCUUUUUUUUUUUAAUAGCCUUUGGACAUUAACUGAAUUUUAUUUUGCAUUUAACUUAACGAUUUGAUAUUAGUCUCAAUAUUUCACAAUGUUUGUAAAUUUUUUAUUUCAUGUACAGAUUUUUAAAAAUCUUUCAAAACCUAUGUAUGCCUAGUUAAACUUCAAAUGUUUUUUUAUUACAUAUCUUAUUCAGAAUUUUAAUCACAAAAUAAAUUGUUGUACUUUUUAAUUUUAAUGUACUUUUUAUUUUUAUUUUGGUGAAAAGUCAUGGGUUAUUGUUUUGGCUAGAAUUAGCUUAAAAUUUUUGAGGUAUACCAGGGUUGAGCAAGCAAUGAACAUUUCAUUGGAUCAAAGAAGCUGCAUGCAUUAAACCCAUCUAUAAACAGUAUAUUAACGGAAUGCAUUAUUAACGGAAUGCAUAGAAUUGAUGUAGCUUUAGUACCGGUACCUCAUGUUUGUACAUUGCAUGGAAAGGGUUUUCUUAUUGCAAGGAUUGCCAAGCUAUAGUCUGGGGCCAAUUUUAUUACCAAUUUUAGAUAAUAUACUAUCUGAGAUGUUUUGUGAUUUUAAAAAAAAAAUUUCACAUGUGGGUGUCUAUAACUUUUCAUUCACAUGUUGGUAACACAGGCAUUAUUCAUUGGACCAUGGGCCUCAUAAUAGGUUACUUGAUUUCUCCUUAUAUUUUUAUUACAUAUAACCCACGAACUGUUGUCGGCCUACAAAAUUUGCCGACAUUCUUGUUCUGUACUGUGGCGGCUGAAAAAACUUUCAAUCCUAUAUUUAACCGGAUUUAUAGCUUACUUUUAUUAAUAAUUAAAUCAUCUUCCGGUUCAAGCUGUUUCAUGAUAAAUUGAAAAUAAAUACUUGUUAAUCGGAGUUUUAUAUCGCCGUUUUUGUUUAAAGCCAAAAUGGUUGAAGCCAUGGCUGGGCCUUCAGUGCAAGAACUAAUAGGAAUAUGUUUGAAAGCUUUUUAGGAGAGGAUUUAGGUGAUACUGAUGAUGAUUUUACCUACUGAUGAUAAUUUUAACAUUCCCCAUGACGAUAUCAGUAGUCUUAGUGAUACUGAAGUAGGCCUACCGAGCCCCUGUUAGACUUCGAGCCAGGCCC
Messenger RNA from Lymnaea stagnalis (great pond snail), 8730 nucleotides. NCBI's taxonomy places the organism in Eukaryota, Metazoa, Mollusca, Gastropoda, Lymnaeidae. The record is from the annotation of a GenBank genome assembly.